Molecule: messenger RNA, 4770 nt
Organism: Rhinichthys klamathensis goyatoka
Lineage: Eukaryota; Metazoa; Chordata; Actinopteri; Cypriniformes; Leuciscidae
Gene: wdr17
Product: WD repeat domain 17
Exons: 30
Coding region: 183-4106 (1307 amino acids)
Molecular function (GO): protein binding
Source: RefSeq, a predicted model, not a curated record
CACGAGCAGCCUGCACCAGUCAAUGAGCAGGUUCUCUUUCUCUACCCCCAUUUUUACAUAUACAUGCACUCACACAUUGGGCAACAGUCAUACACAGACUAUUGAAACGGCUAUUUUUCUUGUAGUCGCUAUUGCAGAGCCCUGUUUGGCUUUGCGUCUGUCAAGGCGAGAGGAUAGCAGACAUGGAAAGCCUGUGCUGUUUCAGCAAAUAUCACAAUGAACCAAAGGUAAAGAUGUCUCAGGUGAAGCAGGUUGGCCUGCUGGCCGCUGGAUGUCAGCCCUGGAAUAAAGACGUGUGUGCUGCCAGUGGGGACAGGUUUGCGUAUUGUGCCACGCUUGCUAUAUAUGUGUACCAACUUGAUCACAGAUAUAAUGAGUUUAAGCUGCGAGCGAUUAUGUCUGAACACAAGAAGACAAUCACGGCUAUUUCGUGGUGUCCACACAACCCUGAAGUGUUUGCUAGUGCAAGUGCUGAUAACCUGCUCAUUAUUUGGAACGUGGCCGAGCAGAAGGCCAUUACACGGCUAGAUAACACCAAAGGUAUCCCAGCUUCUCUAAGCUGGUGCUGGAAUGCAGGUGACAGCGUUGCGUUCGUAUCCCACCGGGGUCCUCUGUACAUUUGGUCCAUCUCUGGGCCUGACUCAGGAGUCACUGUGCAUAAGGAGGCUCACAGUUUCCUCUCGGAUAUCUGCCUGUUCCGCUGGCAUCCAUUGAAGAAGGGAAAAGUGGUGUUUGGACACACUGAUGGCAGUCUGUCCGUCUUUCAACCAGGCUCAAAGAAUCAAAAGCACGUACUGCGGCCCGAGUCGUUAGAAGGCACAGAUGAGGAAGACCCCAUCACAGCUCUGGAGUGGGACCCUCUCAGCACAGACUACCUACUGGUGGCCAACAUGCACAAUGGCAUUAGACUGCUGGACUCUGAGUCUCUAUGCUGCAUCACUACCUUUAGUUUCCCCAGUGCUGCUGCCUCCGUGCAGUGUCUGGCCUGGGUGCCCAGUGCCCCUGGCAUGUUUAUCACAGGGGAUUCUCAAGUUGGUGUGCUAAGAGUUUGGAACGUAUCAAGAGCGACACCUCUGGAUAACUUUAAACUGAAGAAAACCGGCUUCCAUGCACUUCAUGUUUUAAAUUCCCCGCCAGCAAAGAAAUCCUUUAGCUCGAACUCCCCUUCCAAGAAUCACUACACCUCCUCCACUAGCGAGGCUGUGCCUCCACCUACUCUUUCACAGAACCAGGCCUUCUCCCUCCCACCCGGGCACGCUGUCUGUUGUUUCAUGGAUGGGGGAGUUGGACUGUAUGACAUGGGUGCCAAAAAGUGGGACUUCCUGCGGGAUCUGGGUCAUGUUGAAACUAUCUUCGACUGCAAAUUCAAGCCAGAUGACCCAAACAUUUUAGCUACAGCUUCAUUUGAUGGGACGAUAAAAGUCUGGGAUAUAAACACCUUAACUGCUGUGUACACAUCUCCGGGAAAUGAGGGAGUGGUGUACUCUCUGUCCUGGGCCCCUGGAGACUUGAACUGCAUAGCAGGAGCUACGUCAAGAAAUGGCGCCUUUAUUUGGGAUGUUAAAAAGGGAAAAAUGAUCACAAGAUUUAAUGAGCAUGGGAAGAAUGGUAUUUUUUGUGUUGCUUGGAGUCAUAAGGAUUCCAAAAGAAUAGCCACAUGCAGUGGAGAUGGAUUUUGCAUAAUUCGAACCAUUGACGGCAAAGUGUUGCACAAAUACAAACAUCCAGCAGCAGUGUUUGGCUGUGACUGGAGUCAAAAUAACAAAGAUAUGAUUGCCACUGGCUGUGAAGACAAGAAUGUUCGAGUCUAUUACUUGGCCACCAGUUCAGACCAGCCACUAAAAGUCUUUACAGGUCACACAGCCAAAGUAUUCCAUGUGCGUUGGUCACCUCUCAGAGAGGGCAUACUGUGCAGUGGCUCAGAUGAUGGGACUGUCCGUAUCUGGGAUUAUACCCAAGAUGCUUGCAUUAACGUGCUGAGUGGCCACACUGCUCCAGUUCGGGGUCUCAUGUGGAACACAGAGGUGCCGUACCUUUUGACCUCAGGGAGCUGGGACUACACCAUCCGUGUCUGGGACACCAGAGAUGGCACCUGUCUAGACACUGUAUAUGACCAUGGAGCUGAUGUCUAUGGUCUAACAUGUCACCCCAGCCGUCCAUUUACCAUGGCUUCCUGCUCCAGAGAUUCCACGGUCAGACUUUGGUCACUCACUCCUCUAAUUGCUCCCUUAGUGGUCAACAUCCUUACUGACCACAGCUGGGAUGACAUCAUUGGCAGCACAGAUCGCGCUAUGGUUCCUGGAGCCCAUCCCCUCCUGUGUGGAAAAGUGUCCAGAGAUAUUAAACAGGAGCUGGAUAAACUCUCUAGCGACGUGCGCAUGAAGAAGCUCAGAUGGUUCUCUGAGUGUUUCUCACCACCUGGAGGGAGUCAUAACCUGUGGGAUCUGGUUGCUGUAAUCAACGGACAGGAUGAUAGUCUUCUUCCACAGAACUAUGGGCAGGGCAUCAUGCAUAUGAAACACCUGGUUCGCUUCAAAACCUCUGAAGCACAAGAGCUGACCAUAGUAAAGAUGUCAAAGUUUGGGGGUGGUAUUGGAGCCCCUAGUAAAGAGGAAAGGCUCAAGAAUGCAGCAGAAAUACAUAUCAGACUGGGACAAAUCCAAAGAUAUUGUGAGCUUAUGGUGGAACUGGGAGAGUGGGAGAAGGCUCUUUCUGUGGCCCCUGGUGUCUCCAUGAAAUACUGGAAAAAGCUCAUGCAAAGGAGAGCAGACCAGCUCAUGCAAGAAGGCAAUGAUGAUGUCAUCCCAUACUGCAUCGCCACUGGUGAGGUGAAAAAGCUAGUGAAUUUCUUCACCUCUAGAGGUCAGCUGAAGGAAGCUGUGCUGGUGGCUCAGGGUGCUUGUGAAGGCAAUAUCCAUGGCCCUCAGAUCACAUCUAUAAACCAUGCCGCAAACUCAGACAAUGACAACAUAGAAAAAUACUGCGGGAUGUUGCACAGAGUAUGUAAAGAGCUGGCUGAGUGGUAUUUCCAAGAUGGCCGUGCUGUGUUGGCAGCUUGCUGUCAUCUAGCUGUAGACAACACAGAACUGGCUAUGGCAUCUCUGAUCAGAGGCAAUGAGCUGGAGCUGGCAGUGUGUGUGGGCACAGUCCUGGGAGAAUCAGCCUGUAAAGCCACCCACUACGUUCUGGAGCUCUUGGCCAGGAAAUACAUGACCACUGCCACCUGCUUUCCAUCUGUGGCAUACAGGGAUCUUGCAGCCAGAUUACUUCAGAUGAUCCCUGAUAACGAGAUCUUGUUAGCCAAACUGUGUGCCUUCUACCCUGGCAGCUCAGCCGAAAUCAACGACCUGCACGACAAGUGUGGUCUACCGACUUUAGAAGAAUGUAAAGAGCUUGCUGAGAAUACACAUGCUGAGGGAGAAAUCUUCCAAGCAGUAAAGUAUUACCUCCUGAGCACAGAACCAGAAAAGGCUCUUCCCAUCGGGAUCACAUUUGUCAAAGAGCAGCUGAGCUCUCCUGACUGGGCGAUGGACUCAGUGUUCCACAUCCUAGACCUGCUGAGCUACAUCAGAACAGACCAUCUUAUUCUUCCAAAGUGUAGUGAAGACCGCAAUGAGUUGCUUAUUCUCUGUGGGUAUAUUGGUGCACUAUUAGCCAUUGGGAGACAGUAUUCAAGUAUAGUGCCAGCACUGUAUGAAUAUACAAGUCAGCUGCUGAAGAGAAGAGAGGUGGCUGUACCACUGCAGAUAGAGCAGUUGUCUGUAGAGUUGGAGGCCUGGAGAGCCUGCACACAAUCCCUCAAAGCGGCAGAUGACACCUCAUACGCGCCACCAUCUGAGGCCCAGAAAACGGAGUACAGUCAGCUGUUGAGUCGGAUGAGAGAGGAGCCCAUCAAGGGCCUAGAGGGUCCAGACUAUGUCACUGGCUCCAACUUGCCCAGCCACUCUGACGUCCAGAUUUCCUGCUUCACUGGCCUCAGGAUACAGGGUCCAGCGUUCUUCCUGGAAGAUGGCAAAUCAGCCAUUUCACUAAAUGAUGCCCUGAUGUGGGCGAAAGUGAACCCUUUUUCUCCAUUAGGGACGGGUAUACGCCUCAACCCCUUCUGAGCACAAAUACAACAAAUGUUAGCAGUAUUUUGCCUGGUCUGGCUAUGUAAUGUCAGCGUUUGGAAAGGCGACAACAUUCCUGUUUUUUCUCAGAAAGUAUAUGUCAUAAAACAGCAGAAUGCCUAAUUGUUCAAAUCAUUUUUUUUUUUUAAGUUUUGCCAUUCCAUGCUGUGCUUAUUACAUUCAGGAUUGCAGUUCAUAUGCAAAGAAUCACAGCAAAAUGCUGCUGUCGUGAUUAUACAGUACACAAGGCCACAAGUAAGAUGCACAGCACAAAUGCAAGUCUGAUAUGUAUACAUGUCGACAAGAAAUGCACAGACUGAUGCACUACUAUCAUAGGCAAGCAAAGUAAGAUGAAAAUUAGAGCACCAGAACUACCUGUUAAAUCUCUAUAAAGGGAGAUUUAUGCUGGAUACAGUAAUGAAUGUUACAUAUGAAGCAGGAUAUUUAAUGCCUUUCUUCCUCAUCCUAAAUCACAAGCGGGGUCAGGUAUUCGGGUUUAGGUGUUAUGUCCAGGUCUUAGGGUUGUGGCCUAUAGCUCAAAGAUUGUAAAUCUAGUUGGUUUAGUUGGCACUGUCAGUGGUAUUAUGGAGUAUAAACAAUUGCAUUAAGCAGUCUGAAUGUUUUGUAACUUUUAUUUCAAGACUUGAGUACAGGGCAUUCG